GUGUGUGCAGAAAGAGAGAGAGAAAGAGAGAGUUCACGCUGGAUGGUUUGUUAAAAGUUUCGGGGAUGUUCGACACCCCGUGAACCCGCUGCUCGCUGGUGUUCGCCGCAGUGGCUGACAGGGAAAGCACAAGAGUAGGCGCGCCGAAAGGAAGGACCCAAGAGCCAGCAUGCAGAUACAUGUGGUGGCCCUGUUGCUGGUGCUGGGGGCGUGGCUCUGCAGUGCGCCCGUGGUGGUCAGGGUGCAGGACAGGCAGCGAAGGCAAGCAGGAGGCGGGGGUGAUGCUGAUGAUGGCAACGGAACAGAGGGGGAGGCUGGAGGACAAGGUGGUGUGACAGGAGGUGUUGUGGGGGCAGGGGGUGAUGCUGGUACAGAGGCCGAGGCUGUGGCGCUGGAAAAUGUGAUUGAUGGUGCUGUGGGGGCUGGAAAUGGCGCUGGGGCUGUGGGCGAGGCUGUGGGGCUGGAAAAUGUGACUGAUGAUGCUUUUGGGCUAGAGAAUGUGACUAAUGAUGCUGCAGGGCUGGAUAAUGGAACUGACGAUGCUGUGGGGACUGGAAAUGUCUCUGGGGGUACGCGUGAGGCCUUGGGGCUGGGUAAUGUGACUGGCAAUGGUUCUGAGGCUGAGGAAGGGACUGUGGGGCUAGAGAACGUGACUGGGGUGGUUGAGGACGCUCCUACACUUCCGUCUAACCUGGCAGCUGAUCCUACAAUGUUUCCCCCACCAACCAGCGCACCUCUAGGCCUCACAGAUAAUGUUACACUGGGUUCCCUCGAGACUACCACUGUUGCUAUUAGAAUUACAAUCGACACAACCACAACAACACCCAUCACUAGUACGCCCCCACCCACCACUAGUAUGUCCCCACCCACCACUAGUAUGUCCCCACCCACCACUAGUAUGCCCCUACCCACCACCACCACAACCCCUGCCAGCACCACCACUACCACCAGUCCCACUAUCAGCACCAACCCUUCACCUUCACCACCAAGCACCACCUCAAACAGCACCCUUCCACCACCUCCCAGCACCGCCACAAUCACCACCACUGCAACUUCCUCAGUUCGCUCAGUUGGCAACCUAAUUUACAGCAUGUGGGGCUUUAUUCUCGGCGGCUUGCUGACCUACCUCAGCAUCAGCGACACCUUUAGGGUGCCGUUCAUCCGGGUGGUGGACAACUGGCUUGGGCCUCACAGCCGCCGCCGUCGCCGCCAGACCUUAGAGGAAGGACUCCAGGCCUAUGUGUCCACCACCUUCACUACUUUCACUAAUGCAAUAGAUAGAAUUAAUGCAAUUGCUGACAUAAUUAAGUCAUAGCAGAGUAGGGUGAAUAAGGAGCACCAGGUAACUUACACCAUACAACAUUUAAUGACUGAAGGUGUAAAACUACAAAUAUAUGUAUAAAAGUAUCAAAAUAUAUUCUCACCAUAGUA
Molecule: messenger RNA, 1431 nt
Organism: Eriocheir sinensis (Chinese mitten crab)
Lineage: Eukaryota; Metazoa; Arthropoda; Malacostraca; Decapoda; Varunidae
Product: PE-PGRS family protein PE_PGRS18-like
Exons: 3
Coding region: 170-1315 (381 amino acids)
Source: RefSeq, a predicted model, not a curated record